Zingiber officinale is the source of this 1661-nucleotide messenger RNA. RefSeq names its product protein DETOXIFICATION 27-like. Lineage: Eukaryota; Viridiplantae; Streptophyta; Magnoliopsida; Zingiberales; Zingiberaceae. Gene Ontology annotation, biological process: xenobiotic detoxification by transmembrane export across the plasma membrane. Gene Ontology annotation, molecular function: xenobiotic transmembrane transporter activity; antiporter activity. Gene Ontology annotation, cellular component: membrane. The record is from RefSeq and is a predicted model, not a curated record. The transcript has 8 exons. Bases 51 to 1490 code for a protein of 479 amino acids.
CGCUCCGCGACGGAAAAAAAAAAAAAAAAAAAAAAAAGAGGAAGAGGGUUAUGGCGAGCGGCGUUGACGGUAGAGUUCCUCUCCUCUGCGGCGAGCGAGAGGCGGAGGAGCUAGGGUUGGCGCGGAGGUGGUGGAUUGAGUCCAAGAAACUGUGGAGGAUCGUUGGCCCCGCAAUCUUCGCCCGCUUGGUGACCUACAGUAUGAACGUCAUCACUCAAGCCUUCGCCGGCCACCUCGGCGAUCUCGAACUCGCCUCCAUUUCCAUCGCCAACACCGUCGUUGUUGGCUUCAACUUCGGCCUCAUGCUUGGCAUGGCGAGCGCCCUGGAAACCCUGUGCGGGCAGGCCUUCGGGGCGAAAAUGUACCACAUGUUGGGCGUAUACUUGCAGCGCUCAUGUAUCAUCCUCUUCCUGUUUGCGCUUCUCCUGCUCCCCAUGUACUUCUUCGCGACGCCGAUCCUUUUGCUGUUGGGGCAGCCGACGGAGCUGGCGGAGCAGGCUGGGAAAGUGUCUAUGUGGUUCAUUCCCCUGCACUUAUCCUUCGCAUUCCUCUUCCCUCUCCAAAGAUACUUGCAGUGCCAACUUAAGAACUCCAUCAUCGUUGCGGUCUCCGCCUUCGCGCUCGUGGUCCACCUGUUUGUGACUUGGUUCUUCGUGUCUAAGCUCAAGUUUGGCCUCAUCGGGACCGCGCUCACCCUCGACUUCUCUUGGUGGGUCGGCAUUAUCUGCCUCUUUGCGUACGUGACGUGCGGCGGCUGCCCUGAGACGUGGAAUGGAUUCUCAAUGGAAGCCUUUUCCGAGCUGUGGGAGUUCGUUAAGCUAUCGGCUGCCUCCGGGAUCAUGCUCUGCUUGGAGAACUGGUACUACAGAAUACUGAUCUUAUUGACGGGAGAUCUUGAGGAUGCAGAAAUCGCCGUGGAUGCCAUCUCUGUUUGCAUGAGUAUUAAUGCUUGGGAACUGAUGAUUCCGUUGGCAUUCUUUGCUGGUACAGGAGUGAGAGUGGCCAACGAGCUCGGAGCUGGUGAUGGAAAAGCUGCAAGGUUUGCCUCCAUUGUAUCAGUGGUGACUUCUUCUUUGAUAGGUUUAAUCUUCUGCCUUCUUAUCGCGGUGCUUCAUGAUAAGUUUGCCUUGAUCUACACAUCGAGCUCAGUCGUUAUCAAAGCUGUGGAUAAGCUGUCUGUUCUACUGACGUUCACAAUUUUUCUCAACAGCAUACAGCCAGUUCUCUCCGGUGUUGCUGUUGGAUCAGGAUGGCAAUCCUUUGUAGCCUAUGUUAAUAUAGGUACAUACUACCUGGUUGGGAUCCCUGCUGGGGUUGUGAUGGGAUGGAUUUUCAAUCUCGGUGUCUCGGGCAUAUGGGGAGGAAUGAUUGGUGGAACUGCAGUACAGACCCUGAUUUUAGCGAUAAUUACCAUAAAAUGCGAUUGGGUUAAGGAGGCUGCAGUUGCUCAGGAACGUAUGCAGAAGUGGGCUGGUUCAGCCAGCCCGUAGCAACCAAUGGAUGAAGAGUUGCACAAUUUCACAUCAAAUAAAUUAAACAGUAGGUAAUAAAAACAACUAAUAAUUUUAUUCUUAUGUGAUUCCUUUAGCUAGCUUAAAAGGCUUGGAACAUCCUUAAUUAGUUGCAAUCUUUGUAUUAUUCUUUGCCCUUCUUCUUGAUUA